Molecule: messenger RNA, 2084 nt
Organism: Daucus carota subsp. sativus
Lineage: Eukaryota; Viridiplantae; Streptophyta; Magnoliopsida; Apiales; Apiaceae
Product: beta-bisabolene synthase
Exons: 7
Coding region: 76-1842 (588 amino acids)
Biological process (GO): diterpenoid biosynthetic process
Molecular function (GO): terpene synthase activity; magnesium ion binding
Source: RefSeq, a predicted model, not a curated record
AAUAAAAUAUACAACAAGCUUCUUACCUAUAGGAUACAAAAAAGGAGCUUUUCUUGCCAAACCAUCCCCAAACAAAUGGCUCUCCACGGUCUUUUUUCCCCGUUUCUUGUCACUGCACCUUCUCGCAUGGCUAUUCCUUCCAGUAAUGCUCCUAAACUUUGUGCUAGCAAACCAGUUCAAUGCAUAACAACUCCUGUCACAACGACUGACCAUGAUCAAGGUUCAGCCUCUCGAAGAAAUGCUAACUAUGUGCCAAGUUUCUGGGACUACAACGUCGUCAAGUCACUGUCCAGUAAUUAUGAUGAAAAGAAAUAUGAAAUGCAGGUAGAAGAGUUGAAGGAGGAUGUUAAACGCCUGAUUCAUGCAGAAACCGACGUACCAUUGGCCAAGCUUGAGUUGCUCGACUCUGUUCAUAGGCUAGGGUUGAACUAUCAAUUCCAGAAAGAUAUAAAGCAAGCAAUUGAUCGUAUCUGUGAGGCUGAUUCACAGUUGGGUAAUGACCUUCAUUCCACAGCUCUACUCUUUAGGAUUCUUCGCGAACAUGGAUAUACCGUGUCACAAGAUGUGUUCCAAAAGUUUACAGAUGAGACAGGUAAGUUCAAGGCAAAUCUGGGUGAGGAUGUCAAGGGGUUGUGCAGCUUGUAUGAGGCAUCUUUCUAUGGAUUCCAAGGGGAGGACAUCAUGGAUCAGGCCAAGGCCUUUGCAUCAGAACACCUCAAGAAUUUAUUGCAAGGGAAUUUAUCACCUAUCAUGGCAAGAAAAGUGCAUCAUGCCUUAGAUAUGCCUUUGCACUGGAAAUUACCAAGGGUGGAGGCUGUAUGGUACAUCCAUACUUAUGAGCAAGAACAAAACAAGAUUCCGAAUUUGCUAAAAUUAGCCAAGCUGGACUACAAUAUCGUCCAAUCAGUUCAUCAGAAAGAAGUCAGCAAACUGGCUAGUUGGUGGGUGGACAUUGGUUUGGGUAAUCUACCCUUCGCGAGGGACAGAUUAGUAGAACAUUAUUUCUGGGCCAAUGGAAUUGUUUCAGGUCCAGAGUAUAGUGCUUUCCGAGACAUGGCAACCAAGGUAAUUUGCCUGAUAACCACCGUCGACGACGUCUAUGAUGUAUAUGGCUCGUUGGAAGAACUAAAGCUCUUUACAGAUUAUGUUGACAGAUGGGAUAUUACUGAAAUCGACAAGCUCCCGAUGCACAUCAAGACUGUUCUUCUUGCCAUGUUUAAUACCGUAAACGAAAUAGGAUACUGGACGAUGAGAGAGCGAGAUUUUAACAUUAUACCAUAUUUAAGAAAACAAUGGGCAAAUCUUUGCAAAGCUUAUCUUCGAGAAGCCACCUGGUAUCACUCAGGAUACAAGCCCACCGUGGAGGAAUAUAUGGAAAAUGCCUCAGUUUCGAUUGGGGGUCUGCUCAUGUUGUUUUGUGCUUACUUCCUAACCGCCGACAAGAUAACUGUGGAGGCAUUGGAUUUCAUAGACAAGGUUCCAAGCAUCAUGUGGUGCCCUUCUGUACUUAUUCGGCUUACGAAUGAUUUGGGAACAUCAUCUCACGAGUUGGCACGAGGUGAUAUAUUAAAGGCGGUCCAGUGCUACAUGAAUGAUACUGGUUCAAGUGAAGAAGUGUCCAGAAAGCAUGUUGAUGAUCUGGUGCAUGAGACCUGGAAGAUUCUGAAUAAAGAUUUGCUUGGAAGCUAUCCUUUUAGCGAACCGUUUCUCAGUGCGAAUCCAAAUAUUGCACGAACGUCUCAGACUUUUUAUCAGUACGGAGAUGGACAUGGAAUACCUCAGCAUUGGACGAAGGACCACUUAAAAUCAUUAUUGGUUGAACCCUUCACUCUUAAUGAGUGAUGGAAAUAAGUGUCUGGCUGAUCUUAAUCGAAUUGGAUGUCAUAUUAUAUGACAUCUUCUUCUUAUUUGGAUAGGCCCUAUUUGGUUGCUCUGUUGUCAUGUUGAAUAAAGAUUAUCUGCACCGGCGUAGCCAUAGACCGGAAGCCCUUGGCUCAAGGCUACGCCCAUCGUUAUCAUCAUAAUCUGUACGCACCAUAUAUAUGGUUAAGGUUAUUAUUCUGAUUUUGUUUUCAUUUCACCUA